AACAAAAUACAUGGGAUUGCAAUGAAAACUGACGUCAACACCAACCGUGUAAUCUUCUCCAAUAUAAUGCUUCUCUAGCUUCAAUACACGGCUGACAAAAAUACUGUAUGUAAUAUCAAGAAAAUUUCAAAAUUUUAAAAAGUUGAAUUUUUUGGAAGCAUAUUGUAAAUUUGGAUAUGGAGGGACCAGAUGAUUGGAGAAUUCAGGGGAAUAACCAUUUUAAAGCGGGAAAUUACUUAGCAGCUCUUGAAAGCUAUACGAAAGCAAUCAAUCUUAAUCCAAAGGAUUGUACAUUGUACAGCAAUAGAUCAUUGGUUCAUUUGAAGAUGAAAAAUUAUUAUUAUUCAAAUAAAGAUGCAGAUAUGGCGAUUGAACUGAAUAAGACUUGGCCUAAAGCUCAUUACAGAAAAGCUGAAGUGUUAACAGAAAUUGGGCAGUAUGAAGCCGCAUUAUUGAGUUAUGGAAGAGCACUUGCUUUAAAACCAGAUGACUACACCUUAUUAGCUGCUGCGCAAAAAGCAGCGAAAUUUAGUGGUGAGCAAAUGCAAUACGAAAAGCGUAUCCCGUGGGUUGGUGCUGGAAUAGGGAUAAUUAUUGGUGUCUUAAUUUCACUUUUCGAUCAUUUAUUUACAAAAGAGCCAGCAGUUAAACAUCCGGCCUUAAUGGUACUUUCAGUUAUGAUAAUUUCGAUUAUUGGUUAUAUUUUGGCUAAAACUUAUUUAUACUAUCAAAGAGUACGUAAAAAAUACUUUAUGGAACCUAACGAAAUUUCGGAAGACGAGAUGAAAGACGAAAAAGACGUAGAAUUCGAAGGACAUAGUAAUAGAAGUCGAUAUACAAAAGCUCAGGCGAGAUUAAGAUAUAAAAAAGGAAAAUUUUAAUUAAAUGAUCCAUCUCUUAAACAUUUUUUUUUGCAAAAUUUUGUAUUAAAAAAGUUGGAAACAAAAUUAA
This is a messenger RNA of Condylostylus longicornis, 951 nucleotides long. Its product is annotated as serine/threonine-protein phosphatase 5-like. The transcript is spliced from 2 exons. The coding region runs from base 177 to 881 and encodes 234 amino acids. Gene Ontology annotation, molecular function: Hsp90 protein binding. Lineage: Eukaryota; Metazoa; Arthropoda; Insecta; Diptera; Dolichopodidae. The record is from RefSeq and is a predicted model, not a curated record.